Molecule: messenger RNA, 1689 nt
Organism: Neoarthrinium moseri
Lineage: Eukaryota; Fungi; Ascomycota; Sordariomycetes; Amphisphaeriales; Apiosporaceae
Exons: 2
Coding region: 1-1689 (562 amino acids)
Biological process (GO): intracellular zinc ion homeostasis; zinc ion transmembrane transport
Cellular component (GO): membrane
Molecular function (GO): zinc ion transmembrane transporter activity
Source: RefSeq, a predicted model, not a curated record
AUGGCGCUUUCCAAAUCCCAACGCAUCAGCAUCAUGGUUGCUAUAAGCACCGUCUUCUUCCUGGUCGAAUUGAUCUCGGGGCUUAUGGUCAAAUCCCUGGCGCUGACUGCCGAUGCCUUUCACAUGUUAAACGACAUCAUCUCCUUGCUCGUCGGUCUCUGGGCGGUUAGAAUCUCCAAGAGACAGAGCACCGACAAGUUCUCCUAUGGCUGGGUUCGAGCUGAAAUCCUCGGCGGCUUCUUCAACGCCGUGUUUCUCAUCGCCCUAUGCGUCUCCAUUAUCAUUGAGUCCAUUACCCGCUUCUUCGACCCGCCCGAGAUCUCCAACCCUCAGCUCAUCCUCAUCGUCGGCUGCUGUGGCCUGGCAUCCAACUUGGUAGGAUUCGUCGUGCUGGGCCACGGUGGGCAUGAUCACGGCCACUCCCAUGACGACGGCGAACAUGGUCAUGACCACGCCCACGACCAUAAUGAGGCUGCUAUUGCGGAGGAAGGUAGAGCCAGCUCCAACACUGGGGGAAUGGACGACGAGAGCGGCCCGGCUACAGAUAUAUUCCCCGAAGUGGCUUUGGCGCGGGCAAAUGCUGGAGGCAGCUCACCCGAGACUGUCCGCCGCAUCCAGUUCAACAGCUCCGAUGGCGGCCAUAAGUCGGAACGGAGCGCCAGCCGAUCAACAAGGGGCCGUGAGCGACGUCGCGCGGGCAGCCUUAAGCAUAGCCGCCUGCAAAGCAUCGAGGACCACAGCUUCCACCCUGCUAGUUUCAGACAGAACAUCAUCGAUCAGAGCAGGUCCAACGCCGAGGAGUCUGACGAGAGCUCGACCGAGGGCGACACAUCUGUGGAUGAGAAUAGUUCCCUACUUCACCAUGGCAACGGCGUCAACAACAACGGUGCUAUCGCCCACGGCGCUUCGCACCGGACCAGGCGCGGCUCGGGUGUGCAUAAGGAGCACCACCACAACAAACCCCGGACUUCCACUGGUUCUGGAGGACACGGCCACAACCAUGCGGACAUGGGCAUGAAUGCCAUGAUCCUACACGUCCUGGGAGAUGCGCUUGGCAACGUCGGCGUCAUCAUCACCGCUUUGAUCAUCUGGCUUACUGACUUACCCGGCAAAUACUACACCGAUCCCGCUGUUUCCUUGUUCAUCACGGCUAUCAUUCUGCACACAGCUCUGCCGCUCACACGAGCGACUGCCAAGGUACUACUUCAGGCAACUCCAGACAACAUCAACAUUCGAGAGAUCAAAGAGGAUAUUCAAGCACUAGACGGCGUGAUCAGUUGUCACCAUGUCCAUGUGUGGCGGCUAUCCGACACCAAGAUCGUGGCUUCUAUGCACGUUCAGGUUUCUUUCCCCAGCACGCAAGAGGGGGGCGAGAAGUACAUGGCGCUCGCCAAGCAGGCCAGGAAGUGCCUGCAUGCCUAUGGGAUCCACAGCGCAACUAUCCAGCCAGAGUUCUGCGUCGACGAGAGAUGCAACCACGACGAUGCCUCGUUGCAGUUGGAUGGACAAUCCGCGCCAAUCUGCGGCAACGGGACGAACUGCCUCCUUGACUGCACCGACGACUGCGAGGAGCAGGGGUGCUGCUCGGUCCCGGGUUCCGCCAACGGUGACGGUUCUAGGCGUUCUAGUCACUCGGCCCACAACCAUGACCACGACCAUGAUCACGGCAACGACCACGGUCAUCACUAA